AUGACCAACGACGAGUUUCUGAGCGCGUGUGCGGCGAUUCGCUCGGAUCAGGCCCUGAAGCUGCUCAAGAAGUUGCCCUGGGGCUCGCCCCUCCUGCACGCCGUCUUUGAGUAUCAUAAUGCGGAUGACAUGACUCCGCUCCACUAUGCGUGUUGGUACGGCCAAAAAGAUAUAGCACGGCUCUUGCUCGACGCCGGCGCCGACCGCAACGCCCGCGACUACGCGCCCGCGCCCCUCCUGCAAGCUUGCCGCCAAGGCCAUCUUGAAGCCGUGAAGGCUCAGCUGGCCGCUGGGGCUGACGUGCAUCAAUGCAAUGAGGCGCAGGCAGCCAUCGAAGCAAUAAACCACUGGCUGCUGCCACUAGCUCGUGCAGUAGCCACUGCACCGGUUCCAGAAGGGCCCCCGAUCGUUCUCAACGCCAUGCUCGCCUUUGCAUGCACUGAUACGGCCCCUGCAUUGAAUGCCGCCGUCAGCAACGUGAUGGACGCACAAGCGUGGCUUGAAUGGCUGCCCAGCAGCAUGCCACAGCAUCUUGAUGCCACGCGCGCCAUCAUCAACGUCAUUGAUGAUGGUGUUCGGGCCCAAGACCAGGUGCAGACCCGCAUUGGCACAUCACAGCCGGGUGACAGCCUUUUGGGUGUCUUGGGAGAGAUACAAGACGUCGUCAAGGCCCUGCAGAUUGGAUCCUGUGAGCUUGACUGGUCUCAUUGCACCAAGGCCUUAUCAAUCCUUCAGUCCACUAUGCCAACCACCCAAACGGCCCACCCUCCAGCUAGUGCAGAACGACUGGGCGACAGCCUAUUGAGCGAGAGCACUACCGCUUGCAGUCCAUCCUUGGAGUCUUCGGCGCAUUCCUCUACACUCCUGCCUGACGACCGCACGCCGAGUCUCUACACCCUGGCCAAUGCACUUGACAAAGACACUGCUCACGACUUGAAAUCCAGCUCGAUAGGGCUGCCCGAGCUUUUGGAAAAGCUGUGCACGGCGCGACGCACUCUGGCUGUAGUAGCCCAGGCCCUUCAACAAGCAGAAGUGCAAGCACGCAACGCUUUACAACAGCUCGCCCAGGCCGUUGCCAACUACACGGCAAGCCUGGCGGACAGUUUGAAACAGGAUGGAGCUCGAGCACUUGCCCUGUUGGAUGGGGCAAAGGGUCUUGACCCACCAACUCCGGGUAUCGAGGCUUCUCAAAAAGCUUCAGAUUCCUAUUUGGAUUGGCGUCCCAUUCGUGACGCCCACGCAACGCUUCAGCACCUCUCACGCAGUGUCGACUCUCCCAUGCGUCAGGCCGUUAUGGCCGCCGUGCACUGCGGUCCACACAUGUUACGCCAAUUGACAACCAUGGCCCACAUCGAACAGGAGAAUUUGAGCGCCCAAUUUCAUGUGAUUCGCGCCUGGCACUCCGAUCUACUUGCCUCUCUGACUGUUUGUCAGACCAAGGCCCGCGCUCACAUCCAGCAGCUAGCCGCUCAAGACGAGGGCAAUGCCUCGACAACAGACACGCGCCAUCGCAUUCUCGAUCAGAUUCAGUCGGCGCGUCGCUUUCUGGACAGCGGCCCGCCCGCUGAAAUGCAGACAAUGCUCUUGGCACAAAUCGCGCAGUGGGAGGCAGAAUUGCAACAGCUCCACUCUUCAGCUCCCCAUUCUGAACCCAUCGUGGAGCUCUCGCAACAGCUCAUGCGCCACUUUAGUGACUUGCUGCAACUCGUCCCACGUGGACCGCAGGAUGCCUGUGCACGCCUACAGGCACAACUACCCGAGGCGUCGCCCCAGUUGGCCCUGGAGAUUCUGGCACAGCUUGAUGCGGAUGUUUCAUUGCGCGAUUUCUCUGAUGAAACCAUCCUAUCUGACUCAAAUCACCCAGUAUCACGCUUUACCUUCGCGCCCGCGGACGGCCCAACCCACACCGUAGCCGUCAAGGCCUAUUCACUGCUUCAGCGUGACAAACACACCACACUUGAACAAAGAUGCCGCACCAUCUUGCGUGAGGUGACCACGUUACGCAGCCUGCAACACGAACACAUCCUGCACUUGGAACUCGCCUUUUUUGACGUGCAUGCCAAGGCCCCGCGCAUUUACCUGGUACUACCCUGGUGUCCCGAGCGCGAUCUCGGGCACUGGCUGCAAAACGUGACAGCUGAAGCAGUAACAGCCAAGCUGGCAUGGCGUCUCAUGCAGGAGACGCAAUCCGCCUUGGCUUACAUUCACAAGGCCGGUCUUGUACACCGUGAUGUCAAACUGAGCAACAUCAUGUUGGCAGGCAAGCACAACGACCCCCAGGCCAAGCUCGGUGACUUUGACAUUACGCGCCCGGCAGCUGAGCGCACCUUCUUGGUGCGCACUACCUUGGCGGCAGUCGGUACCGAUGGCUAUAUCGCCCCCGAGUUGCUCUUCGGGCGUGGUCGAGUGGGGGCCCGACCAUCGCAAGAUGCCUUUGCACUUGGUUGCGUCUUCUACAACGUGUACUCUUUCCCGCUACGAGCGCCUGCAGUUAGCAAGGAAGGCGAGGAUUUGCGCACUGCCUUGCUUCGCAAUAAUGAUGGUACUGCCUCAGUGGCUCCAGCGGUUGCAAGCUGCAAGUUUCCCAAACUCCGGCAUGAGCUUGAGCUUGUCGAGGGUCGGGUGCACCAACUGACUUGGCAGCUUUUGGCGCCCAGUCCGCACGACCGACCAAAGCUCUCAGCGGGCCCUAUGGAGUCCACAUUGUUGCAGCCUGCUCUGGGCACCGAACCAGGAGCACUCGAUCCGCCCAUGACCAAGGUUCUGCUGGAAGCCCCAGAGCUGCUCGAUGAGGUCAAUGCGUUGCUUGAGCAAAUUGCUGCCUCGGAUGCGCAGGCGUUGGUCGUAACACGUGUGCAGCGGGUGGUCAACACCCUCGUGUGGAGGCGUUAUAUGCGGCGCUUGGAGGAAAUGCAGCAGCGACAACCCAUCCAGACUGAACACGUCUGUGAAACUCUACUCACUGGCCAUUUGGAGGCGAUAACGGGCUCCGUGCCGCUCUUUCGUGAUGGCGCGUGUCAAGAGCGACUCCUCUUUAUGAGUGCACCAAUCUCAAACGACAAGCGCAAUCACGUGGUCCGGCUUGGAUUCGAUACCCGCUUUCACCCAGCCACAACCAGCCAAGGGCAUGGCAUCUGGCUCAGCGAUGAUCCACUGCAGCUCAAGCCUGCGAAUCCCAUGGCCACCUUGCACAGCUUGGUCGCGCCUCAGCCACCCAACGCCCAGCUCAGCCAGCCCAUUUCAGCAGCGCCCAACGCUGUGCGCCGAGCUCAACCCCCAGCUAGUGACGAGACGCUGUACGUUCCCAUCAUUUGCAUCUUUGUUGUAACGGGCGGAAAUAGCAGCAAAAGCGCGGCUAGCCAAGCCGCCAUUGCACAAACCUGGUUCACCAACCAUUCGUACUUUGUGACACAUGACAAAGUGCCAGUGCCGAGCGAACGCGUCGUGUAUCUCAGCACCUCGGCUGAGCAAGCCGCCCGUGUCAACCUGGCCUUGAAAGUGCUGCACAUGUGGGAAUAUCUCGCGCGCAUGCGCACCGCCCGCUUUGCACAGUGUGACUAUUUUAUGAAGGCAGAUGACGACACCUACGUCAACCUGCCCCGUCUACAGCAGGAGCUGGCCCUGCUCAAUGCUUCUGUGCCAUCUUACUUUGGUGUCAAGCGCUACAGCGCCGUUGUCAAAAACACGCCCCCAGCCAACUCACUCUGGCCGCCCAAGAACAGCCUUAACUUUGGUCAUGGGGGAGCUGGCUAUCUUCUCUCUCGUGCUGCCCUUGCCCAACUCGGACCUGACGCCCUGGCUGCGUGUCGCCACAGCCCCCCUCUCCUCUCCUUGGAAGAUGCACGUCUGGCAGCCUGCUUGUACCAGCAGCUGGGCCUUGACUGCACCAACCUGCAAUGGAUGUCCUUUGGGGGCAUGGACCCUUGGCACAACCGACAUGACCAGGACCGCCAGACAAAUACCCUCGACGCAGCAUCAGACCUUGAACUCAUCAAGGGUAGCUCUUUUCACAGCAUUCGUGCUGAUCUGAUGAAGCGCCUGCAUCAUCGACUGCAGGCCAUCGAUCCCACCGUGUGGACACAGGCGCUGCAACGCAUUGGAGAUCAGGCCCGCACCCUGUUAGCACAGCCCUCCCCCCGCUUCAACGCGCUCUACCGCUGUGCUCUACCACACGAGGCGACAAGCCUGGAGGGCGCUUGCCACGACAGUCUGGUUGCGGCCCCGCUGCGGCAGCUGGCCCACGCCGGCGUCGAUGCCGAUGCCCUUCAAGCCAGCUUUUCCUGGCGCUGGGUGCACCGGCCUUCCGAACCACGCCAGCAGCCGAGAACUUUGUUCUCAGUUGUAUUUCCCCUAACACUGACCUUGGAUAUGAGCGUGUGGCUAGAGCGCAUCUGGGCUGGAGCCCUCGCGCCGCUACAACCCGAUAUUCAAUUAAACCUGGUCUUUUGUGAUCAGCUCCCAGAGAAGUUGGCCACCGAGGCCAAAGCAAGCUUGGCGGGCGUCGCUGCGGUGACUGUGGCAUGCCAGACACUCACCGUAGGCGAACAGUAUCUCAACAUUCAAAAGGCCGUCUUGGCUGGCGUUACGUGGGCCAGUCAACAAAGGGAUCAAUCCUUGGACGUCAGCGUUGUGAUACCGGCCGAUGCGAGCGUGAGCGUGUCGCGCUUGCGCCUCUUGGCCAGCCAUGACCGAGCGAUUUUAAGCCCCCUGGUGCCACUCCAGCAAGUUGACCGCAUCAUCUUCAAUCUCGCUCAGCUAACGGCGUUGGCCGACAAUGGUCAAGCGCGCCUCCAAGGCACUGCUUUGUUGACCACUGCACCUGCCACUGCUGCCGGACUGUCCAACCCCCAACGCGACUUACACCCAGUCCUCGCGGUUGACCAAUGGCCUAUUGAGAGCCGUCACAAAACAGCCUUCCAGCGUUUCAUCAAGGGCCCCGAUCAGGGUCAAUACGAUCUCAUCUUUAGCCAUCUCACACCCAACGGAAAGUUUAGCGGCCGCUAUGAAGUUGUGGAGCGCUUUUACGAGCACUUGUUGGGGCCCCACGCCACGAUCGCGGCCUUUCGUGAGCCGAAACAACAGUUGACUUCGUACGCCUACUAUUACUUUGUGCCCAAUCACCGUGAGCAGAGCCAAGCCGAAGCGUUCGUGCAAAACCAUCUUGCUCGUUUCGAUGUGACCGUGCUAUCUGAGCGGUAUGUGAGCUGUGUCCCUCUACACUUUGACCUGUGCCUGGCAUGCAUUGCUGAUGCGAGCGGCAAUAUGGGUGGUGGUACGGGGGGCGAGGGGAGCAGGUUUGAUGAGAGCUUAGUUUUGAUGAGGCGACUCUUCAACUGGGACCCCCUCGACAUCACAUACCUUCGCCUGCUGGAUUCCCACGCCAAAGACAGCCACCUCCUGAACCCAUUUUCGCACCCCACCCCCACCCCCCCUUUUGACUCGAUUCGAGCAGGUUUGAAGCCCAGGUGGCCCAAGAGCAGAACUUUGCAGAAGAAGUCCGGCUGUUUCAGGAACUACAAGCGGCUUUAA
Molecule: messenger RNA, 5529 nt
Organism: Monosiga brevicollis MX1
Lineage: Eukaryota; Choanoflagellata; Craspedida; Salpingoecidae
Exons: 13
Coding region: 1-5529 (1842 amino acids)
Biological process (GO): protein phosphorylation
Cellular component (GO): membrane
Molecular function (GO): glycosyltransferase activity; ATP binding; protein kinase activity
Source: RefSeq, a predicted model, not a curated record